Molecule: messenger RNA, 2560 nt
Organism: Neoarius graeffei (lesser salmon catfish)
Lineage: Eukaryota; Metazoa; Chordata; Actinopteri; Siluriformes; Ariidae
Product: histone-lysine N-methyltransferase PRDM9-like
Exons: 7
Coding region: 83-2026 (647 amino acids)
Cellular component (GO): nucleus
Molecular function (GO): protein binding; histone methyltransferase activity
Source: RefSeq, a predicted model, not a curated record
UCAGUGCAGUGGAAGCAGAGGCGGAAGUGUCGACAGAGAACACAAAGGAAAUCCGGAGAAUUUUGAAGCUUCAGCUGUUAUAAUGAGCUUAGCAGAAGAUAGACAGUGCUCCUCAAGGAAGUCUGGGGCUCCUGAUCCUGAUCCCUCACAGCUGUGUGAGGAUGUGAAAACAGAGACUUCAGCUGAAGCAUCAGAGGUCUGUGUGAAGAAAGAAGAGACGCUGGAGCUGAACAUCUGCAGCCAUGGAGACGACCUUGACAACCCACCUGAAGGGCUCUCCAUUAAAGAGGAAGAUGCUAACAAGAAAGACUACCUUUACUGUGAACUUUGCAAAUCCUUUUUCUUCAACAAGUGUGAGCUUCAUGGAUUGCCCCUUUUCAUCUGUGAUACUCCUGUUCCUGUGGGAGACCCUGACCGAGCCAGACAAACACUUCCUCCUGGACUAGAGAUUCGGAGGUCCAGUAUUCCUGACGCAGGCCUGGGAGUGUUUAAUAAGGGGGAGACUGUCCCAGUAGGUGCACACUUUGGACCCUACCAGGGAGAGCUAGUAGACGGAGAGGAAGCCAUGAAUAGUGGAUACUCCUGGGUGAUCUGCAGGAGCAGACAGUAUGAAGAAUACAUAGAUGGCAAAAGAGAAAUGUAUGCGAACUGGAUGAGGUAUGUGAAUUGUGCCCGUAAUGAUGACGAACAGAAUCUCGUGGCAUUUCAGCAUCAAGAGGGAAUUUUGUAUCGUUGUUGUCGACCCAUUAACCCAGGACAGGAGCUCUUGGUGUGGUAUGAAGAGGAAUAUGCCAGAGAACUCAGUCCUGCGUUUGACUACCUCUGGAACAAAAAGUGCUCCACGAAUGAAGUAAACAGUCUGCUGCAAGUCUUUUCCUGCUCCACAUGUCCUCUUUCCUAUGCAUCUGAAAUUUAUCUCCACAAACACAUCCAGAGAUGCCACUAUGAAGAGUAUGCAAGACUGUGGGAUACAGGAGAAAUUAAAUAUGAGCUUGAGAUUCCCUCAAAAGGCUCCAGUAAUCAGCCAACAUCAUUGGAUAUUCUCAAUUCUGACAGUUCUCACAGUGAUGUACAGAAGGAAAUGCACCACUGCUCAGACUGUGGAAAGAACUUUGGUCAUCAGAAUGCCCUCAAAAUACACCAGUGCAGUCACACAGGAGUAAAGCCGUAUCACUGCUUACAGUGUGGAAAGAGUUUUACUCAUCAGUGUCAUCUUCAACGACACCAGCGCAUUCACACAGGAGAGAAGCCACAUCAUUGUUCUCAGUGUGGAAAGAGUUUUACACAGCAGAGUAAUCUCCAACGACACCAGCGAGCUCAUACAAGAGAGAAGCUGUAUCACUGCUCACAGUGCGAGAAGAGUUUUACAAACCAAAGGAAUCUCCAAAAACAUCAGCGCGUUCACCCAGGAGAAAAGCCGUUUCAUUGCUCACAAUGUCGAAAGAGUUUUACUCAACAGAGCACUCUCCAGAACCACCAGCUCAUUCACACAGGAGAGAGGCCGUAUCACUGCACACAGUGUGGAAAGAGUUUUGUUAUACAGAGACAUCUUCAAAUACACCAGCGCAUUCACAUAGGAAAGAAACCGUAUCACUGCUCACAGUGUGGAAACCGUUUUACUCGACAGAGUCAUCUUCAAAUACACCAGCGGAUUCACACAGGAGAGAAGCCGUAUCACUGCUCACAGUGUGGAAACCGUUUUACUCGACAGAGUACUCUCCAAAUACACCAGCGCAUUCACACAGGAGAGAAGCCAUAUCAGUGCUCACAUUGUGGAAAGAGUUUUACUCGACAGACUGAUCUACAACGACAUCAGCGCAUUCACACAGGAGAGAAGCCGUAUCACUGCUCAGAGUGUGGAAAGAGUUUUACUCAGCAGCGUCAUCUCCAAGUACACCAGCGUAUUCAUACAGGAGAGAAGCCGUAUCACUGCUCACAGUGUGGAAAGAAUUUUACUUAUUCAGUUACAUUUAAGACCCACAAGUGCACAAACUCGGAGACAUUGCAUGAUCUGAUGAAUCAGUGAAGGCAAAAUGUCAUUUUUAAAGUAAGACUAUUCAUGAUUUUAUUUCACCCUAAAGUAGUAGUAACAUUAUCACACAAGUCAUACAUAAAGUAGAACACUAUCAGUGUAGUACUGCAGCAUUAGACUAAAACCAAGCCAGUGCAAAGUUCAUCAGUAAACUCGCGCUACAUGUGAAUAGAAUGAAAACAAUGCCAACAUCACAGUUCAUCAAGUCUUUUUGCCUGUGAUCUAGUGAUGUAUUAUUAUAUGAUUUGAUCAUUAAAAUCAACUCCGUUUAGUGUGACUUAUUUCACUCAUAAUGCAGUCAUAGCUGCAGUUUGCUUACUCAGUGUACAUGUAUAUGUUCCUUGGGUCAUGAUUUUGUUUGUUUUUUUCCUUUGUCUUAGUCUUGAGUAUUAGCCAUCUGGUGUCCUUUUCACAUAUACAUCUGCAUUAAAUCGGUAGGCUGGCUGGGUCCAAUUUUUGUUCAAACUAAGACCGCUGCCAAGGUUGUCUGUGUGCUCACAAUAAACUAUCUCUUUUAUUAAACCACUG